Messenger RNA from Sphaeramia orbicularis (orbiculate cardinalfish), 1644 nucleotides. Its product is annotated as probable flavin-containing monoamine oxidase A. The record is from RefSeq and is a predicted model, not a curated record. Lineage: Eukaryota; Metazoa; Chordata; Actinopteri; Kurtiformes; Apogonidae. Bases 19 to 1644 code for a protein of 541 amino acids. Gene Ontology annotation, molecular function: oxidoreductase activity. The transcript is spliced from 12 exons.
GGCACAGACAUCCUAAGUAUGACUGCAGAAAUUUGGGACGUUAUCAUUGUUGGCGCUGGACUAUCUGGACUGAGUGCAGCUCAUUUGCUCAAAAAAAGGGAUGCUGCGCUGAAAAUGCUAAUACUGGAGGGAAAAGAUCGAGUGGGAGGUCGCACAGUGUCUAUUGACAUACCAGCAGCCAAUGGCACUGAUCGGUGGGACUUUGGAGGCCAGUGGGUUGGCAGCACCCAAACACACAUCCUUGAGCUGAUAGAAGAGCUGGGAUUAGAGACCUACCCACAAUUCAACACUGGCAAGAAAGUGCACCACAUGGGAGGACCGUGUGCCAAAGUUCGCACCUACAAAACCAGUAUCCCUGCUCUGUCACCACUGGUGCUACUGGACUUGACCCAGCUCAUAUGGAAGAUUGACAGAUUGUGCGCCACAGUGUGUGUCCGGGACCCUUUGAUGACUCCCAAUAGUGUGGAACUGGACAGCAUGACCCUGCACUCCUAUUUCGACCAAAACGCCUGGACAAAGGAACUUAAAGAGGAGAUGGGAGUGGCCAGCAGGUCUGUGUUUGGCAUAGAGCCAUCCCAGAUGUCCUUGCUGUUCUUCCUCAUGUAUUCUGCUGCAGCUGGAGGGGUGUUGCAACUGCUGGAGAGCUCACCGGGUUGUGCUCAGGAGUCCAAGAUAAAGGGGGGCACCCAACAGCUUUCAGAGCGUCUGGCAGAUCGAAUUGGGUGGAAGAAUGUCCGGCUGGGUUCUGCUGUGACGGCCAUAUGGCAGGAUGGCGAGUGGGCCAGGGUGAAGACCGCCACCAGCUCCUACUUGUGCAGAGCCGUGAUUGUCACCUGCCCCCCUCAUUUGGCAGCAAAGAUCGACUACCAGCCCGCCCUGCCCAGCCAGAGACAGUACCUCACCCAGAACAUGCCAGUGGGACACAUGAUAAAAUUUGUUAUUACCUACCAAACGGCAUUUUGGAAGGAGAAAGGCUUUUCGGGGGAAAUAGUUGCAGGUUCUUCCACUGACUGUCCUUUCUGUGUCACCUUUGAUGCGACGAACCCCAGCGGUAGUGCAGCUUUGGUGGGCUUCAUCGCCGGCCAGGGUGCCUCUCAGUGGACGUCCAAGGAGGUUGGAGAGAGGAGAAAAGCUGUGCUCUCCAGUUUGGUCAAAUACUUAGGCCCUGAAGCUGCAUCUUUCAUCCACUAUGAAGAAAAAGACUGGGCUAAGGAGGACUAUAGCGGUGGCUGCCCUGUGAAUGUCAUGGCGCCGGGUCUGCUAACAUACUACCACCCCAGCCUGAGGAAGCCCUGUGGCAGGAUCCGCUGGGCCGGUACGGAGACAGCGACUCAGUGGUGUGGAUACAUGAGCGGAGCGGUGCAGGCCGGUCAGCGAGCAGCUCUGGAAGUCCUGGCUGAACUUUGCCCUUUGACCCUUACUGAGGAGGAGCAGGAGGCAGUGCUGCAGAGCCAAUGCAACGAGGACCCUCCACUGCAGACCCAGCCAUCCAGACCCGCACACCUGUACGCGAGGAAGUCCGUCAUCAUCGCAGCACUGAUGGUCACGGGUGCUCUCGCCUUGGCUCAGCGUCACGACGCUUUGCAAAAAGUCAAAUUGUACGUGACAAAUAUGUUCGUGGCAGCAAAGUCUACUAUAUUUUGA